This is a messenger RNA of Triticum turgidum subsp. durum (durum wheat), 858 nucleotides long. The record is from the annotation of a GenBank genome assembly. NCBI's taxonomy places the organism in Eukaryota, Viridiplantae, Streptophyta, Magnoliopsida, Poales, Poaceae.
AUGUUGAAAGGCCUUUCAGAGGUGGCGGCAAGAGGUGCCAAGACUGACAAAGGAUUCAAAGAGGUUGAAAAAUUGAAAGUUGCAAAGCGUAUAUCUUCUUUCGUUGGUUAUGACGUGUCUAUUACGCAAGUGCACAAUCAUAUUCGCAAGUGGAGGAAUAGGUGGACAAGGCUUGUCUAUUUGAAGGCUUUAAGUGGGGCACUUUGGGAUGAUGACAAGAAGAUGGUAGUGCUAGAAGAACAACACUAUUUGGGCCACACUCAGUUAAUUAUUUUUGUUCAAAUGGUGUUGCAGGAUCAUCCAGCAGAUGCUGAAUUGCUCAAUUCUCCACUGGAGAACUACGACUAUAUGGAACUUUGCUUUGCUAAUAAGCAUGCCACUGGGAAAUAUGCAAUGGGCCCCGGUGUGCCCCUAGGAACGCCUAUUGUUGUGGAAGACAAGGAUAAACCGAAUGUCAUGGAGGGGGAAGGAACAACGGAUGAGGUAUUGCAACAUCUUCCUGGAUCUAACUUUGUACUUCCUACUGCUAGUGCCACUCAGGACCCUUCUCCUACUUCAAAUAAGAAGAGAAAGAGGGCAUCUGGCUUGACAGAGGAGGACUCAAUCCAGUGUAGCAACAUGACUGAUGCUAUGCGUGAGAUUGCAAGUGCUAUCAACAACACUUGCCAUGCUGAAACACACCCUGACUUGUACAAGGGCAUAUCGGCAUAUUUCCUUCAUAAUCAAGAUGAGCGCUUGGCUGUUUUAGAUUAUCUCACAGAACAUAAGGCAAAAGGCCUUAACUUUGUGAAGAUGGAUGAUGAAGUCCGAAAAGCAUCGUUCAAGCGAAUCUUGAAAGCCAAUCCUGGUCUUCUUUGA